Esox lucius (northern pike) is the source of this 3374-nucleotide messenger RNA. It is a transcript of the gene samd1a, whose product is annotated as sterile alpha motif domain containing 1a. Lineage: Eukaryota; Metazoa; Chordata; Actinopteri; Esociformes; Esocidae. The coding region runs from base 1223 to 2071 and encodes 282 amino acids. Gene Ontology annotation, molecular function: protein binding; DNA binding. The transcript has 6 exons. The record is from RefSeq and is a predicted model, not a curated record.
UAGCUACCAACAACAAUGGAAGCUCAACUGCGCUCGCAAUUUAAAAUAGGUUGUGUGAGUUUGUUCAGACAUUGUUUGCUCUAAAGCUUUAAUCUACAAAAAACUUGAACGAUUGUCAGGAUGUUAGCAACAAUCAUCCCAAUUCAAGCCGAAGGCUCUUUUCAAGCCCAAACUCGGUUUUGCAGUGAAAGGGGGGCCAAAAAGAAAGUCAUACAAGCACCUCGGAUGUGCGUGCCCGAAUGGAGGACCGUGUGCUUCGGGUAUUUGACGAAGAACGAGGUUGACGGUCGAGGGUAUUCAUAAGUGACACGCAGCUAGAUAUGAAGCCGUAGUUUAAUGGGUUUCAUGAGCGUCUGUCGCAGGAAAGAAUGACCAACAACAGCAAAGUCAAACUAACGCUACACAAGCUAUUGCUGCUAUAGGGAGGUUCGUAUUGCUAAAAUCGGCCACAUCGGUAGAUUUUGAAGCGUUCUGUCAGACUGUUGUGGAGUAUUUCGCGCGACUCCAUUGCACACUUUCCAUUAAAAUGGGAGAAACCAGUGACGACGUAAUGUGUGCUCUGUUAAUAUUGUCAUAUAUCCUCCUGAAAAGUAGCAGAAUGCGUCAAAAAUCUUAUUUUUGGGCAUGUAGAUAUGUUAACGAUACUUGACAGACAAAUCAUAUACUUUGCAUAUCUACAUAAUCAUCUUGAGUUUAUGGUUAACAGUCGAAAGAUUUUAUUGUAGUUACAUUCGCAAUGAAAGUUGUUUUAUGUCUGUCUCAAGCGCCUCUCGAUGUGCGGGGCGGGCUCUGAAGAGUUGAGCGCUCGCACUCGCGCCUCCGCUAGUUGUGGCUUUGGACACGCACACAAGCUCAAUAACCUAAUUUCUGCGAAUAUACAGUCACUGAAAGACAACCAACCUAGUUUAUGAACCGUGCACAUAUGUUCAUAACACUGAACAACUUGUGUCCCAUAUUAAGCUAUAUUGAAUUUUGUCUUGUUGAAUACGGAACACAACAUAGCGCAGCUGUAGUUCCGAACGGAGUGAACAUCCUGUGAGCAAUGUGCAUUGCAUUACGGGGACAAGGCCUCUAAAGGCAAUUAUUAUCGACAGCGGUCAAAGGAAGAUUGGCUAUUGCGACAUCUGUAUCACCGUUCGGUUAUUUACACGUCUCCGCUUUAAACAUGGGUUAACACGUUAAUGGUUUGAGCAGAAUUCACCAGGAUGAGGUUCCAGUGUCAAUGGAGACCGACAGCCCCAUUGAGGAGGAGGAAGUCGAGGGGGCGGAUGAAGAUGGCCACCAGGGCUCCUCUCCUGGGGGCGUGGAUGCUGUGCAGGGGGUUUCAGGUGCCGCCCUCCACCAGUCUGCCCCCUGCUCCCCUAGCUGCUCAGCCUCUGACUGUCCCCCUGCCUUCAAGACUAGCAGGAGGUCCAGCUCUCUGCCCCCCUCUAGUCCCCUGGCCCUUAGGCAGAAUGAGUCCCCAUCUGACACUGCCUUCUGCCCUGCCGAGCACGGACACCCAGGGAUGCACAGAAACACAGGAACUGGGAAUAUAAAGACAAUAGCACAGCCCUCUGGGACCUGUCUGUGGGUCCAGAAGAGCGUGGUGAAGAAAGCAAUAGAGGAUGGGGUGAGGACGGAACACCGUGGCCUCGCUUCUGACCAGCUGGUUCCUGACUGUGUGGAUGAGUCCAGGAGGGGUUCUGAGAGAAGGCCACAGACAUUGUCUCUUCCCUCUGAGUGUUCUAAAUACAUGGAGAUGGACGUUGCCUCUUACGUGAUGGCCCAAGACAACGUAAAGAACGGCCUGAAAAACGGAGAGGUCUCUGCAAAGAUGGAGACUAGGAGGCAGAACUUAUUGUUGUGGAGCGUAGCAGACGUGGCUAGUUACAUCACCGCCGCGGGCUUUCCGGAGCAGGCUGUGGCUUUCAGAACACAGGAAAUUGAUGGCAAGUCCCUCCUUCUGAUGCAGCGCAGCGACGUUUUGACUGGCCUGUCCAUCAGACUUGGGCCUGCCCUAAAGAUCUACGAGCGUCAUGUGAAGGUGCUGCAGAGGACCCACUUCCUGGAUGAAGAGGACGAUCUCUGACUGUGGCAAAGGGGAAACGGAACAACACACUCAUCUAAGGCGCAGAGGCCUGCUUUCACACAGUAUUCACACGUGUCUUGUUCACAGCAUCUCUGGAACCUUGUGUAGCGGUUCAAGGAGGUGUGUGGAAAAAGGACAGGGUGGUGGUGACUGGGGGCUAUGCAGCAAUUAUCAAUAUAACAGUGUAUACGGGCAUCCACAACACCACUCCGUGGCACAGGAAAUAAGGACUGUGCUCACCUGACCGUUUCUGGAAGUAUGGCUUUUAUAGGAUCCCUAUCUGAACACACAUAUGAAUGUAAGGAGCCUGUGGAAGUUCAAAUGAAGGUCUGCCUGUUCUGUACAGGUGUAGAGUGCAGCCAGUGUGAGAGACUGUUCCUGGCUAUCACUACUCCCUUUCUUAAAAGACUACAGUCUGUGCAUUUCGAGUCAGUCUGACAUAAGAAAAAUAACAUUAUCUCUUAAAAAAAGGUUUACUGACAUUUCUUCAUUGUUACUCAGAUGUUUUAUUUUUAAAAUCAAAUCAGAUGUAAUUUGGUAUACUCAGAGUUAAACUAGAAACGAGAUGUGAACUGGUUUAAUUUGAGAAUGUAUGUAUACAUUGAGUGAUGCAUCGGAGGUUAAUGAUUGUCAGUGUCAUUUAUAACAGAGAAGGAAAUGAGGUGUGCUGUCAAGACUUUCUAAUGUCUUUUUCCCCCAUUACUGACAAUCUAGAUUCUACUAGAUUAACCGUUUCAAUCAUAUUUAGAAAUAAGCAAUGUUUUACCUGCUAAACUAAGGCACCAUAAUCUGGCAUGUAGAUUAGUAUGCCAUACCUUUGAAUUUAUUAUUUUCUUAAUUUACAUUUAUUUGUUCUAUUAUUUGUUACUUUCAAUUAGUCUGGAUUUUAUCUAAAUAAAAAGUGUCCAGUUAUUAAGCUGAAUUCAAGUUGAAAUGGGAUGGGAGACCAAAACAAACGUGGGUCAAAUGCCCAAGUUCCUGCUUGCGACAGGAUGCGUUGAAAUGACUGAAUAAAACCAAUAUAGGAGUUAUUAGUAACCAACUUAAUUAUUUUUAUUGUAGCGUUGUAAAACAUUUCUUUUACAGUCUAUAUUAAAUUCCUCACAAUUUGGUGAACAUCUUCAUAAAAUACAAUGUUGUUAUACAAUUAACUCAAACUUUUUGCCUCUGCUGUUUAGUGAUGAAUAUACAGCCACUCGAAACAUGACAUUCCAUAUGUCCGUCUGUAUUGUCUGAUGUUAUUCUGUUAAUUGUUGUUUUGGCCCCGUUUCCAGGGUCAAAAAUAAAGCUAUUGUCUUUUCCA